UAAAAGGUUAUUCAAAGGAAAAAGAACAUUGAAUCUCGACUGCCUUCGUCUCUGUUUCUUGGCGAAAUCACACAAGGCAUAUUCUUUACGUUUCCAACAGCCGUGAUCGAUUUAUCGAGCUCAUUUACAUCGGAAGUUAUAUCAAAAGGGUUCUUGAUCUUCCCUUUUACCUUACUUUUAUACCCUUUUCAGUUUUAGGUCCUGUGGUAGUUACAAGAACUCGCAGUUGGUAACCGAUACAUUUGUAGCUCGAUAAUGGGAAAUAAUUGGAUGUUUUUCGUCGAACCAUAUGGGAAUGCAGGUGGGAUUUUCCCCAUUGAUCCCAUUCUGCCUCACAAUUUGGGGGCUCAUUGGAUCUCCCACAUUGCGUCGCUGGUUGACAACUCGAGGCAUCUUUUGGUGCCCGGGAGCAUGCCGCUCCAAGAGGCUUUCAGCUGUAUGUCGAAGUUUGCUGGUGCUCUAGUGAUAUGGUGUGCCCGUGGAUCCAAUGUCAACAUCAGAAGAAAGUUGCCUGGUGAUCGUCAUCUUGGCUAUCUCUCCACCGCUUCAACGCAAGUGAGGCACAUCUCCUCCACGAGACGUGAUCUGACAGGGGUGUUUAAUAAGAUAUCAAGCUUCGCUUUAAAGCAACUGUCUAAAGAGGCUCAAUGGCUACAAACUUUUCCCAUGUUAUCGCUGGCGGCUGCAUUGGUGCCGCCAUUGACUAAUGUCUCGACGAAUAUGCUUGCAAUGCCAUUGGAGUCCGGUUCUAUGGAAGCAAAGAGAAUCACUGAGCAGAAACAUUGUGCGACUGAAAAUCGAGGAUGUGGACCUUGUAGUGAUCUUUAUUUGCAGAGACUGGCUUGGGCUAAGACGACUGAGGCCAUAACUGGCGUGGAGUUUCCAACCAUGUUGGACAAUAGUACAUCGGGGGAGAGCAAUUCCGGUUUUACUCCUGAGAUCCUUGUAGGAACUGGAUCUAGAACUAUGACCGUUAUAAGAAUAAAAUCUCUCAAAGUCUAUGCAUUUGGCUUUUAUGUUCAUCCAUUUGACGUUUGUGAGAAAUUGGGUCCAAAGUAUGCUUGCAUUCCGGAGCAUGAGUUGAACAAGUGCCAAGAUUUUUAUCGGGAUCUUCUAAGGUCGGAUAUCAACAUGACGGUUAGGCUUGUGGUUAACUACAACGGGAUCAAAAUCAAUACCGUGAAAGAUGUUUUUGAAAAGUCUCUCCGAGCCCGAUUAGCUAAGAUGAAUCCAGAAGCUGAUUUUAGCUGCCUACAAGAAUUUGGUUCCAUAUUCACGCAGGAUAUUCCACUACGCAUCGGCACAACGAUCAAUUUCCGGAGAACAGCUGACGGUCAUCUCGUUACUGAAGUUGAAGGGAAUAACAUUGGAGCAGUCCAGAGCAAAGAUCUUUGCAGGGCCUUUUUUGACAUGUAUAUCGGUGAAAUCCCUAUUUGUGAGCAAACCAAAGAAGAAAUCGGGAAAAAUGUAGCGAGUAUCAUCAGGACAUGCUGAGCUAGUUGGAGCUAUCCCUUAUACCGGCUCCUAUACACACGGGAGCUCAUAUCUUGUCGUAGUUGUGGUAGAAGUAUACGAGCUAGACAUGCUAUAGAAUAUAGCGCGAACCCUUCAUAUUAUAUGGGUUUUUUAGGGGGGGAAAGGAUUGAAAAUUUAGCCUUAGUUUGAUGAUUCUUUGUAGCAAGAGCAGAGCAAGGGAUUUGCAGUUCCUGCUAAAUUCAAAUGUAGAUUUAAUUUCUGGCUGUUUCUUGAUUGGAGAAAAAUGAAUGUUUAUGGUUACUUGUAUACAUAGAAAAGAAAAAAUUUGCUACUGUAUUUUUAAAGUAAGUGUUACACUUUUGAUGGAAGGA
This is a messenger RNA of Salvia splendens (bonfire salvia), 1847 nucleotides long. Its product is annotated as fatty-acid-binding protein 2. Gene Ontology annotation, molecular function: intramolecular lyase activity; fatty acid binding. Gene Ontology annotation, cellular component: chloroplast stroma. The transcript is spliced from 11 exons. Bases 256 to 1494 code for a protein of 412 amino acids. The record is from RefSeq and is a predicted model, not a curated record. Lineage: Eukaryota; Viridiplantae; Streptophyta; Magnoliopsida; Lamiales; Lamiaceae.